Molecule: messenger RNA, 5719 nt
Organism: Phyllostomus hastatus (greater spear-nosed bat)
Lineage: Eukaryota; Metazoa; Chordata; Mammalia; Chiroptera; Phyllostomidae
Gene: GABRB3
Product: gamma-aminobutyric acid type A receptor subunit beta3
Exons: 10
Coding region: 17-1501 (494 amino acids)
Biological process (GO): nervous system process; regulation of membrane potential; signal transduction
Cellular component (GO): synapse; membrane; GABA-A receptor complex
Molecular function (GO): GABA-A receptor activity; neurotransmitter receptor activity; extracellular ligand-gated monoatomic ion channel activity
Source: RefSeq, a predicted model, not a curated record
GCCCCCUGCCUUGGCGAUGCCCCAGCGCCUCCUCUGCAUCUGCCUGGCGGUGUGGGAAGCCAGCGGGGACCUCCCGUUCAUUGCUGAGAACGAUGCUGCGCUGACUGUGAACUGGAAUGCAGUCAAAGAACAUAGAAAACUUUACACCAUUUAUGAAACCAGCGUGAACGAUCCCGGGAACAUGUCCUUUGUGAAGGAGACGGUGGACAAGCUGUUGAAAGGCUAUGACAUUCGCCUGAGACCCGACUUCGGGGGUCCCCCGGUCUGCGUGGGUAUGAACAUCGACAUCGCCAGCAUAGACAUGGUUUCCGAAGUCAACAUGGAUUACACCUUGACCAUGUAUUUCCAACAGUACUGGAGAGAUAAAAGGCUCGCCUACUCUGGGAUCCCUCUCAACCUCACGCUGGACAACCGCGUGGCCGACCAGCUGUGGGUGCCGGACACCUAUUUCCUAAAUGACAAAAAGUCGUUCGUGCACGGAGUGACGGUGAAGAACCGCAUGAUCCGGCUUCACCCCGACGGGACGGUGUUGUACGGGCUCAGAAUCACCACGACUGCGGCGUGCAUGAUGGACCUGAGAAGGUACCCCUUGGACGAGCAGAACUGCACCCUGGAAAUCGAAAGCUACGGCUACACCACAGACGACAUUGAAUUUUACUGGCGAGGUGGCGAUAAGGCCGUCACCGGUGUGGAGAGGAUCGAGCUUCCUCAGUUCUCCAUUGUGGAACAUCGCCUGGUCUCGAGGAAUGUCGUCUUCGCCACAGGUGCCUACCCUCGGCUCUCACUGAGCUUUCGGCUGAAGAGGAACAUCGGAUACUUCAUUCUGCAGACGUACAUGCCCUCGAUACUCAUCACCAUCCUCUCCUGGGUGUCCUUCUGGAUCAAUUAUGAUGCAUCUGCGGCUAGAGUUGCCCUUGGGAUCACGACGGUUCUCACCAUGACCACCAUCAACACGCACCUUCGCGAGACGUUGCCCAAAAUCCCCUACGUCAAAGCCAUCGACAUGUACCUCAUGGGCUGCUUUGUCUUCGUGUUCCUGGCCCUGCUGGAGUACGCCUUUGUCAACUACAUUUUCUUCGGAAGAGGCCCCCAGAGGCAGAAGAAGCUUGCGGAGAAGACAGCCAAGGCCAAGAACGACCGUUCAAAGAACGAAGGCAACCGGGUGGACGCGCACGGGAACAUCCUGCUGACGUCCCUGGAGGUCCACAACGAAAUGAACGAGGUGGCGGGCGGCGUGGGCGAGACGCGGAAUUCAGCAAUAUCCUUCGACCACUCAGGAAUCCAGUACAGAAAACAGAGCGUGCCUCGGGAGGGGCACCGGCACUUCGGGGACAGGGGGCUCGCGCACAAGAAGACCCACCUGCGCAGGAGGUCUUCGCAGCUCAAAAUCAAGAUCCCCGACCUGACCGACGUGAACGCCAUAGACCGGUGGUCCAGGAUCGUGUUCCCCUUCACUUUCUCCCUUUUCAACCUGGUUUACUGGCUGUACUAUGUUAACUGAGUGACUGUACUUGAUUUUUCAAAGACUUCAUCUAACACCGAGUGGAAUAUUACUUUGCCUGUCCAGUUUUUAUACCUGUACACACACGCACACACACGCACACACACGCACCUAUAUACAUACGCAAUUGUAUAUAUAUGUGAACUUUCUCAGCAUAUAUAUAAAAUACACGUGUAUAUGAGGAUGUAUGUGUAUAUGUUUUUCACACGCGGGUGUAAGCGCCUGUGUGUAGGUAAAACAAAUACACAUACAUACAUUUUGCAGCCUUGGACAAAUUUAACACAGGAUGCAUAUUAAAGAAAGUCAUAGUUCUUUUUUUUUUCCUUCUUCAUUGAAAGGGACGAGCAUUGCCUAACUAUUAUGCCUUGAGAAUGAGGGCGCAAAACAUGAUGUCAUCCCAAACUCUCUCCUUUCCUGUCCUAAGUUAGCCGUUUCAGUUUAAAGCUCAGAAAGACGCUCUUUAACCUUCAGAAACUCAUACGGCGCUGUUGAUACUUCCAAACCGAUCACCCACUUCAUACCCUCUCUUUCAGUUUACUAAGCGAAGGCUUUUCGGCUUUCUCGGCGAUGGGCUUUCUCUGCUUGGACGUGUGUCUCUGUACUGGUCGUGUGGGUGAGGUCACGGGCCCACCCGCCGUCUUAAACGUAGCUAGCGCCCACGCGGACGUCCGAACACCCGUCCUGGGAAACCCGCUCGCGAACGGACGGCUUCUCCUUGUAAGUACUCCACUACUGUACAGUGUCUCUUUGUGUUCACGCCGCGUGGACCGGCUCGCCUGUCCCGUGGGGACUCGGUGGCGACGUGCGGUUGCCACUUCGAUCACUGAAAACGUGUUCCACGUCUCCUGGACGGAUUUCCGGGCCUGACAUUUCACGGGAAACAUAGACGUCUCAGGUUAUCUGUUCCUCUGAGGUCAAACCAUCUAGGAUGACGUUCCCCCUCGUCUCUCCAUCACCGCUCCCUCUUUAUAAAUAACAUUGUAUGUUACUCGGAAAUAUAUUUGCAUAAUAUGCAUAUGUAUGUAUAUUUGCCAGAUUUCGGUUCUUAUGCUCGCUCUCACGGCAGCAUGCGAUGUCCUAUUUUUUUUUUCUGUGAUUGUGACUCCUUUCUGUCAUCUAGAAUAUUCCGAUUGAAGCUAAAACACUUCUGUUCCAUGUUGGAAACCAAGAAACAUCCUCAUGCCUUCAUUUCCGCAUCUGACGUGUGUCCUAAGCACAUCCCACCCCUCCCGGUCCAACUGGGACGCUGCAGGAGGGUGACCGGUCCUCACCCGCAUCACGCACUGACCCAUGACCGUUCUCUUGAGGCAAAGGACAGCAGCCCGGCCACACACACUUUCCUUCUGAUCCACAGCCUCAUCCGUAUUUGGACUUUUUAAAGCUCGUUGACACAUGACACGGUGCACCGGUUUCAUAGACGUAAACUUAACUUACUAUUUAGAUGAGCUCUUUCUAAAGAAACAAAAAAAAGAGAUGAUAUAUUUUUUGUAAACAAUAUUUCUACCACAGGCAUCCAUACACUGAAACGACUACGGUGUGCAGGCAGAUGUCACAGGGAAGGGAAGCGUUUGGAAAGGAAAACACAAGAGCAAACGAGUCCGAAAAGAACUGCUACAUUAGUCCCCAGCUGCCAGGUAGUUCUGCCUCACACUCGGUUCUGUCCAGAGACCAGAGUCUCACCCACCGGGUUCCCUUAAGAGCUGGGACUCCUGGUCUCCAUGGAGACAGAGGGACCGCCUUCCCGAGGGUGGGCGUGGCCUGGGCUCUCGUGGUGAGCAGACCGUCACUAGGUUUUCCUCGGGUGGCCAUAACGACCUUUAAUUUGUGGAAGUCCGUAAGAGCUCGGAGCCCACCGUCAGGCGUUUAAACGUAGUCCGCAAAGUCUCACGCUAGAAACCAGGACCGAUUUUCCAUAAAAUCCUUUCCCCUUCCUCCAUUCCAACUUUUCUUCAACACCUCCCCCUCCACCCCCAAACCCUGCUCUCUGGUUUUGUUUUGAUCUAGAGACUAGCCAGUGAUUCCUUGGCCUUUGGCUUUCCUCGGACAAUUUUUUUCCCCCUGUGGGUAACAUCGGGGGAGCUUCAAAGUUAAAUAGAUGGGGAAAAACCUUGUAAGUGGCCUUAUCAUUAACAUGUUAAAGAAACCAAGACAUUCGUGACCUUACCCCUUUCAAGACUUCAGGUAUCUUUUUCUGUCUCCAGUAAUUCAAAGAGGGAGCUGCAUGUGCAGAGGGGGAACCCCAAAAUGCGAAGGCACGUGGACGAAACGCAGCCAGUGGUCGAUUUCAGUGUACACUUUAUACUAUCCAGAACUGUGACGUGAACUCUUCCUGGCGGAAGAGCGAUUCAAACCAUGUCGGACGCAUAGAGUUGAGGUACCCAAAUAGCCAAGGCAGGCACCCCACGGGGCUCCCAACAGCUGCAGAGUCUCCUCCCCCCAAGGUUUUCUGGAUAUCAAUUUGCAUGGUAUAGUUACAAUAGCUUUUCAGCUUUUUAUAUGCUUUUGCCACCAAGACUGGAACCUACCACUUUGUAGACACUGCAAUGAAGUUAACAUAAUAGCUAUACUAUAAAUAGUGUUUGUAACUACACACACACACAUACAUACAUACAUAUAUUCUGUACAAAAAAACACACACAACUUUUUAAGAUCAUUGGGUAUGUGUUUGCUUCACUCCAUUGAAGAAGAAAACAACUUUUCUUCUAACGAAAUUAUUUUAUAGCUUCUCCAUUUCUAAACGUUGGGGAGAAAUCCUGAAAGGCAGAACUCUUGACUGCUUCGGCAGGAGAGAGUUGCGUUUGGUUCUCUGUGGUCCCCCCAAACCUCUCGUUGCCACACGGUAGUCCCGGGAGCCAGUGGGCGAGCCGGACCGAUACUUCUAAACCUGACCUUGGACGUGACUGCUGGGGCUCGGGGGCAGGUAGUGGGAAUGUUACCCAUGCCCAGAGCUUUUGCAUAAGGAGAGGAAAAGGGAAUUUUGCAUAGAAUGCUCUUUCUUUCUCAACAACGCAACAUAAUAAAGAGUUCAUUUUCUAAGCUAGUCCUGUCUUUCCAAAAUGCUUCCAAGGGGCUCCAGAUGUCCAGGAGAAUCUCGUUAGGAGGAUUCGUUCCACACUCGAGAUAAUGCGAGAGCCCGACUCCAGGAAUCCCCACAGACAAAGACUGAUGAGUCACCUGCAAACACAGCGUCACCCUUUUUCGCCAGCCCCGGGACUGUAGAGAGGUGUCACUGCCGAGCCCAUGAGACACUCACGUCCCUCUGAAUCUGAGGGGAACUAGAAAAGAGGUCACGAGCCUACCCCUGUCGGGCGUGUAAGUCCAAGUGCACCCUCAGUACUGUGUGUGGUUAAUGCCAGCACCCAGGACUCUCGGCACGGUCAUCCUCGUCACAGGCGCCCCUCCCCUGUCCAGCUCUGGAGUCAAUGUGUUCACCAGGGAGCCCCUCACUGUGGGGGCUCUGGGCCUGGUUGCUAAGGCGACAGGCACGUUGCGGCUGUUAGUGUUCAUUGUCAGCACCUGGGACACCAUGCCAUUGGGGUCUGUCCCCCCAUGGCGAUUUCGGAGAAAGAGAAUGGAGCCAACUUUGAAUCUCCUGGCUCGAAAGAAUAACCCCCCCUGUAACUCUUACUUUAACCCUCCACCUGAAAACCAGUCCAUGUCACGUGAGCCAAACGGGACAAUGGGUGACAUCGUUUGUUUCCUCGUGGCACUGACCCUGGCUCUCCUCUAGGGGAUCUGUGGGUCAGAGUGGCAUUGUGGGACUGAGAGCUGCCCAGGCGGGCGACAUUUCCCCGGGUCACUAGCUAGUGUGCCUUGGAUCGAUUACCUCUUCUCUACCGCAUCGGAAGGCGCCAUGUUUUCCCAAAACACUCAGCUCCUCACAGCUGGGUAACCAGCGACCCCCCGAGACUGGCUCCCACCCCAGGCCCCUCCCCGGGGCCAGCCCCCCUCCCACGGCCCGUCACCCUGGUCCCAUAUCCCCACUUCACAAGUCAGUGGGUGUGUUCAAGGUAAGUACAGGACUAUUCCAGAAGGAGCAGGCGAUAGCUGUCGUGGUCGAUGCCCUUGUUGGUCUCAUCUCAUUGUAAAGAUAAAACCCAAUUUUGCUUAAGCACAUUGAUGUAAUUUUUUUGGUAUUAUUUGACAUGAAAAAAAAUCAGCAAAAUUGAGUGAUAGAUACAAUAUGAAACUUGUUGAUGAAUGAAUUCAAAUUUAUUA